This is a messenger RNA of Blastomyces dermatitidis ER-3, 2550 nucleotides long. RefSeq names its product phosphotransferase enzyme family protein, variant. NCBI's taxonomy places the organism in Eukaryota, Fungi, Ascomycota, Eurotiomycetes, Onygenales, Ajellomycetaceae. Gene Ontology annotation, cellular component: mitochondrion. The record is from RefSeq and is a predicted model, not a curated record. The transcript is spliced from 2 exons. Bases 611 to 1894 code for a protein of 427 amino acids.
GUGAUGUUGGUCAUUGGAGUGUCAGCUUUCAGAAAAUCAUUCAUACUUGAACUUCACGUGACAACCACACUGAAAGUGACGCAUACCGAGAAACAAAUCUCAUGCUGUCAAGAAGCAGUGUCACCAUGAGAAUGCUUCACAGCAUAUUUGCAUCUUUCAAAGAGCCUGUCCGUAUGCACAAAGGCAAAAGCGCAGUCUUGAACAUCUGUGGAAGCUCUCACAGCCAAGCUAGCCUUAACAGAGCUAUCCAUGAGCCCUUGUUCCGCUACACAUCUGGCCGCUGGCUAUAUGAUGAGGAUCUCCAGCUCAAACAUCGAUAUGUCAAGUUCAAUGUCGACAGCCUUCUGGAGUGUGCUAGCCAAGUAGUUGGUGCUCGAUGCUGUCAGUUAACCAAGUUGCCUGAAGAACUCUACAACAAGGUCUUCUCCUUGGAAACUGAGGACGGCAAGGAGAUUCUUGCUAGAAUCCCAAAUCCCAAUGCAGGCUCUUCCUGUUACAUUGUUGCUAGCGAAGUUGCUACUCUUGACUUUGUGCAUUGUACAUUUCUUUUUCUUUGUCUUUUUGCCCUUUGCUUUGUCUUUCUAUCUGCUAAUAUGCUCUUAUUAACAAUAUGCAGCUCUGUAAUGUUCUUGACAUUUCAGUACCUGAAGUUGUUGAUUGGAGCUCAAGCUCAUCUCUGUCGCAUCCCAACCCUGUGGGUGCCGAGUAUAUCUUAAUGAAGAGAAUAAAAGGCCUUCAGCUCAGUGAGGUUUGGCCCACCAUGUCUGAAGCUCAACGCUUCAGGCUGGUGAAGAAUGUGGUGGCAAUUGAGGCUAAACUGGCCGGCAUUGAUCUUCUAAGCUAUGGUAGUCUCUACUAUAGAGAUAUAUACCCUGAUGGCUUGCCCAUUGCAGAAAUCACAUCUUCCUCACAUGAACUCACAGUAUAUAUUAUUGAAAAGUUUGUUUUCAGCCCGUCGACGGACAGGAUGUUCUGGGUAGAUGAAAAGAGAGAACUAGAGCUGGAUCAGGGUCCAUGGUUGACAGCAACAGAGUACAUUUCUGCCAUAGCGAAGUGUGAGAUUAUUUGUAUUCAAAAUCUCAACCCAGAUGAAUCUGGAUUUAACCCUCUGAACCCUGGAAGGGCCCUGGUGUGUGAAAGCCAUAUUGAACUUCUUGAACAAUUUCUCACAGUUCUUCCCCACAUUCUGCUGCGCAUGGAGAUUUGCUGUCCUGUCUUGUUGCACCAUGAUCUUCAUACAGAUAAUAUUUUUGUUGAUGACGCUGAUCCGACCAAAAUAUCAGGGAUAAUUGACUGGCAGGGGGUCACUGCUGGCCCACUCUUCAUGCAGGCCAGAUUUCCAUCUGUAUUUGACUGUGAGGACUCAUAUCCAUGGGGUGCAGUUCAACCUGAGCUUCACAACAAUUUUGAUUCUUUGUCUGAACAAGAAAAGGCACAGAUCAUGGAACAACAUGAUAGGGUCAGACUAAAGAAAUUUUAUGAGCUGGCGUCGCGCAAGUUCAACCCGGAUAUCACCAAGGCCAUGGAUGCGAUGAGGAAUGAUGAUGAUCCGACCUCCUUUGUCUUUUUUCUUCUGGGGCAGACCUCUGUGGAUGGACCAAUACCUCUUCGAGAAUUGCUUAUCCAGAUAUAUGAGAAGUGGGACUGGAUUUCUGUGAAACGGGGUCUGACAAUGUCCUGCCUGAUCAACUUUACCGAAGAAGAAAUAUCAACACAUUGGAAAGCAUCUCAAGAAUGGGCAGAGGUGUUUAAUGAAUUUAAUUGCCUUUUGAUGGAGAUGGGAGGGAAGGAUGGACCGGUAUCACACGAUGAGUUUGAAGAAGCCACACACAGGUUUAAUGAGCACAAGGAAGUCCUAGAGGGACUUCAGAAGCACCUUAGCGAAAUCAUAUAGUGUGUUUAACAGGAAAGAUGGAGGCAUCCUGUAUACAUGAAUACCACACUCUUUCUAACUUCAUCUUACUCCAUGUAGCCAACCAGAUCACAUGUAGUAUGCAAGGGGAUGCUGAUCCAACUUGCAGCAUUUUGUGGUUUUGUUGGGGGAAGUAUCAUUCAACAACAAGCUCGAAAUAAGCGCCCUGGGGCUUACUCUCUCCCAGUAUGAGGUUCACAAAAUGUACCCUAGCUUCAUCUCGAUUACUGUCUCCAUAGCUGCGUAAGGCGGCUGGGCCGGACGUUAAAUCGAGUACCAUUACUAUUACCUCUUUUGUCUCAGCACCAUUUUUGUCCCAGGACCUCUUUUGUCAAUCUGUCUAAGCUGUCUACAAAGGGAAAUCCUGGAAGUUCCAAUAACAGAAGAUACACUGAGUCAUUAAUCAGCACAGUAUAUUCCUAGGACCACAAUCUUGCAUAUUCCCAUAGAAGGAGCGCCAGGGUAAAUGAAGCAACCAAGCAACCACUGAUCUGUAUCGUCGGCCCUUACGGUACCGUCAACUACGCCCAGGAUGUCUUGGUGCCCGAACUGCUGGUGAUGCUAGUCCAGGAUGACAUGGGAGUUGACGCCAAAGAGGCCCGCCGGAUCCUGAAGGAGAGCAAUGAGAUCAGGGAUUU